This is a messenger RNA of Amoebophrya sp. A120, 6197 nucleotides long. NCBI's taxonomy places the organism in Eukaryota, Dinophyceae, Syndiniales, Amoebophryaceae. The record is from the annotation of a GenBank genome assembly.
GUGACUUUCAUCUCUGAACGCCAAGUUAAAUUCAGAAGCGUUAAGGUGGUUCUUUUUUCGUAAAAUACAUGGAGUGGUAUAUUUAUUGUUGAUGUAGUUUACUACUAGUUCCCGACCAUCAAAACGGUAAGUGAACAAGCAGAACGAUACCUCUCACCAGGCCCAAGGGAACAGGCAUAAAGAUCGACAUGAAGCCAUGAUCCCCUUUCCUCCCGACGCCCGCUGGGCCGCGAAGUACACGACUUCCGGCGCGGUGAAUCGCCUCGCCCAUGUUGUGCUCGACUUCGAAAACGAAGAGGAGCAAACUAUCAAAAGGAAAAAUCCCCCCUCCCCAUAUCAAAACGCAGUUUCUGAUGCUGGAUUUGCGUACACAAAUCGGAUUUGUCUUGCUGGAGAGGACUGCAGGCCUAUGCUGAGCCUGAGUAGCGAGGUUUUAGGCUAGGCGCUGAGCAUGGCAAAGGUCUACUCUGUAGGGACAGCAGCAUGACAAACCGCCUGCAGAAUGCAGCGGAGCCUGCGGGGUUGCGUUCUUGCAAGACAGAGACGAUUUGUGGCCACAAAUCAGCAUUGCAAAUCUUCUGAGCCGUACCUUUUCGAUAUGGGGAGGGGGGAUUUUUCCUUUUGAUACAAACGCGGAACCUGCUCUACCCGGAGUCCUACCUCCAGCAGGCCGCGGAGCUGCUGGCGCGGAUUCUGGUAAAUGGGACGAAGAACGUGCAGCUGUUCGAAAAGCUCUGCACCAAAUACAACACCGCGGGCGUAGACUUAAAAAAUGUCGUCGACGGGUAUGCGACCUGGGCCCAACGGGUGGACCGGGACAAGGCGGACGAGAUAACCAAUGCGUCGAACUGAAUCUCUGACUCUGGGCCUGCAAGAGUAAAUUUGUAUAAAAGAUUCUUUGUCAUGCUUGGCUGACAAGAUCAAGAUAGAAGUGAAAGGAGUGUCAUGCACCUGCUUCCGCUACACUCCCAUUUGUUUGUCCGAGAAAAAUAAGUAUGCGACAACUUCUAUAAUGCGGUUUCAUCCACUAGUACUAGUUGUGCACGAAGAUGUAGUCGCGGCGCAGUAGAAACACUUGAUGUCAUUCGUGGCUCUGUAGUGGAACUUGUUUAUCUAUUGUUCUACUGUUUCAGACCCGGGGGCCAUAUGAUUGAUUUGCAAUCCAUACGAGAAUACCCGGAACCACUUAGCGGAUGCGGUGAGCGGAACCAGUAGCUUCGGGGGCACAACAGGGACGCGCAACAGGAGUGCCACGCUACGAAUGAGAAAAGUAUCGUAUAUAGCUAGUCGCAUAAAUUUUUGCAAUCUCGCAUGAGUGACAAAGAACUUGAAAUUUUUAUUAACAGGCUGCAAUUACAUCGGCACAACCACAACCACAACAUGACAAGUUGCGUUGUUCCUUUUUUAUGAAAAUAGAGGCUUUAUUUCAUCAUCUGAUGAGUGUAUGCCAGUACGAUCUAGAAGUACUUUUUCACUGCAUACGCACCUCCGCGCGCCGCAGCAGCUUCAUCAUCCAGAAGUAUCGCUGCAAUGAAUGUUGACCGGCAAAACUCCAGCAGCACGACGAGGCAUAUCAACUGUAAAAAUGUCUGGGUCUGGAAGAGUUCGUGUUUGUCAUGCUUGUCUGGCAUGAGUCUUAAAUCUUUCAUGCACGUUACCCAAGAGCUCCGCUUUUCUGUGAUGCCGAAGCGCAGUUUGUCAUGCAGAAUAGGCAACAUCUAAGAGCACAGAAACUUGUCAUGCUGACCCAGCAUUUGUAGCCUCAUCAUGAGACGCUACCCAGCAUCACAAGUUCCCAGACCCAGACAUUUUUACAUUUGAUAAGGCAGAUUGAUCAGCUAAUCGCGUUUGGCGACUACGAAACCGCGUUCCGCUAUGGAACUGUCAGGAUUGAAAUCGUCAAAGUUGAAAUGAUUUGUCAUGCAUAAAAUGCGACGCAAAAAGUGACUCUAUUGCAGAGGACGCACGGGAGGCAGAUUGUAGUCCUGGUAAGGGUCAAAAGUUGGACUGCUGACUAGCAUGACAGAAGGCGCCUCUUUUGCCCUAAACCGCAUGACAGACUCGCUUCCAGGACCGGAAAAAUUUGUCAUGCACCGACUACAAACUGGAGGUCUAACUGGUAUCCGUUUUAUGCAUGACAAACUAUUUCAACUUUGACGAUUUCAAACCUGACACAUCCAUAUCCGCUCCCUCCACCGCCUCGUGCAGCCCUUUCAACAUAGCGCAGCAGGUUCUUCUGGCGGUGGCUUCUCAGCGAGUUCGAACGCAAUAAACACCACGCUGGCUAACAACAUGAGCGCGCAGCUGUUGCUGAGUGCAACGAGUCACCAGGACGAGCACCAGGCUUUGCUGCUGCAGCAGAGCGCCAGCACCUCCAUGGAUAGCAGCUAUGGAAUCGUGAGUGAGUCCUUGUUGAAGUUGAUCAGUGUGGGCCUGUGGAUGGGGAAGUACGCCGAGGUCGCGGCCAUCCUGAACAUCGGGCCGACGACCACGUCUCAGGUGGACCAUUCUUCGGGUCCGGGUUCGACGACCGCAGCCGCCGGAAUGAUGUUGCAGCAUCCACCUGGAGGAGGCUCAGCGUUCGCCACGGGAGGUCCAGGUGGACGAGCAGGAAGUAGUAGCUCUGGCGGGUUGAUGUUGCACCAGCAAGACCAGCUGCAUAGGGACGGUGGAGCAACAGCACUUUUGACCAGCGCGGCGGGAGCGCCAGGAGAUCAUUCCGGCACCACGGUGUUGCCAACAACUACAUCACUGCUGCUGUUACCGAACCGAAAAUUCAGAUACGCUGCCAGUUACGAUUGUUGCGUGGCUGCUGGCAUUGCGCAACUCUGCCAGCACCGCUACGAGUCCGCGCUGGCUUUCUUCGCCACGGGACUCAGGACCGCCCAAGCAAGUGCGAACAACUACGCGGUUCCAGGUAAUCUACCGCAUUUAAGUAUGUACAACGAGUAUCUUUUGGUAGGUACGUGUGACGAUAAUGAUAAAAUUUCGAUACAGCAUGAAGGUAGGAAGUACUUUUACAGGUUGCCAAACACUUCUGCUACACCUCCGAUCUGUUGUUCAAGUUCAUCUUCUUCGUUUCUGACUUCAGUAUAUCACAAAACAAAUCUACAUAGAUAUCGCUUCUGGCGAGGACGUUGCUCUGUACAUUGCCGUGUGCAUGCUCUGCACGGGGCGGUUUGACGAUGGUGCGCUCGUUGACGAGGCGGCGUGGGGAGCGCUGCAAGCCACCGUGCAGUUGCAUUUGCCGGACGUGGCGAAGUUCAUGCUGACACUGGCGCUCGACGCCGGCGCGGGCGGCGGCGGAGGAGGUACAAGUACUACAGGUAGUGUAGGUGGCGGACAUCAACUAAAUGGUGGCGCGCCGGUGGUAGCUGCUACUGCAGCUCCUGCAACGACCCCUCCUGGCUCCCCGCCUUUCACAACCGUCGCUUCGCUGUUUCGCCUCUGCCUCCUGGACAUGCACCUCGGGCCGAUCGCGGCCAGCAUUUUUAGCUUCCUUCAGCAGCUAUCAAAUGCAAAAAUGUCUGGGUCGGCAAGAAUGCAACUUGUGAUGCUGAAUUUGGAUUUCAAAAAAAUCUGUAUUGCAUGAGCAGCAAAGGGAGUCUAAUUUUUGCUACGCGGAGAGGGCAUUUGUCAUGCGGAACAGGCAUCGCGAAGCCCUCAAAAAAUCUGUGAUGCUAGGGUAUGCAUCACAGACAUCAUGGCCCAUGCAAAACAUGCAUGACAAGUCUCAGAAUCUUUUAGAACCAGACAUUUUUGCAUUUGAUAGCAGCGACUGCUGAUCGACUACGUCCGCCCGUACUACCGGUUGCGCCUCAGCACGUUGGAGCAAAAGUUCGGCGUUUCGCUGUGCUCUCCCAGUCGUGGUGCGCACAACUAUGCCAGUGACGGGAACGACGGAGGUGGUAACCUGAGGCCAUCUUCAAGUACAAGAGCUUCCCAUCCUGAUGAGGACCAGUGGCUUCUGACGGCUAUGGAGGAGGCGCAGCUCGGACUUGCUGGGUCGGAGGACGACAGCUUGGAUGAAAUUCGUGAUUUCGAAGCGAGGACCGCGACAACUGGCCGUGCUGCUGGCGGCGCCGCGUCCUCCGCCUCCGUGCCCUCACUCGGGCCCCAUUCGCCGGACAAUCUUGUUCAGCCUUGUAUUUCCCAGAACCAGCGGCCCCGACCGACCGACAGCCAGGCGGUAUGCAUUGUAAAAUUAUCGUACAACAACAGGUAAGAAUUGCAUCGCACAGAACUACUCGCUCAACAGCAUCAAGCAGAUAGUUUGUAUAGCUGGUUUAGCCAGAAAAUGAAAAACACAUCUGUCAUGCAGGACUGCAACUUGGUCUUAGUGUUGAAGAGUGCGACAAUUUUUGCACCGGAUAGGCGUCCCAGCGGAGCAACGUCGGCGUGACGAGUCCGAGCCGAACGGCCGGAGGGGAUUUCUCUGCGAUCAAAGACGAAGACAGCCGGGGACAGCAUCAGAUGAACAGCAUCUUCCAGCCAGCAACGCCGAACACGCAACAAACCGCUGGCAGUACAGCGGAUCAUGUUGACAGGUUUGCCGAUCGUCCAAAGAACGGCAACGGGGGACUGGGCCAAACCCAAACCGACACCCCCUCGGAUGACGAGGACGACCCUAUGGCGAUGCAUACCAGAACAGGACGAGAUGGUACUACAUCAUCCUCGUCGUCGACAGCUCUGCUCACCGGGGUGCGCGCCGAGCUGGCGCUGUUGCGACACUUCGCGUGCUAUGCAAAGUCGAUCUGAUCAUGCCCUCCACCUCUGGACGGUCUAUUUGGAAACCACGGAGAUUUAUUUUGCACGACUUCGUAUCCUUUCAAAUGGUGACGUAUGAAACAACUUUUUUAUGCCGCCACAUCACAAACAGCUUUUUUAUGCCGCCACAUCAUGAACGCGCCCUGUCACAGACAGGGCGCGACGCGCCCUCGCUGUUUGUAGUACUCACUUAUGUUUUUUAUCAUCCACGAAAAAUUGGCGCGACAAUUUUCCAGACCCUCCAGAUCGAUUUUUGCACGUGAUACUUGCAGCGCGUAUGUCGAUGAGUUCGAUGCGAAUACCGGGGAGCCGAUCACAGGUACGGUUUCUGUCGCUAAGUCUUUCGUACUUUAGUGCGUUUUUGUGAUUUUUUAUAGUGACAUUGAAAAUUUGAAUUUCUAGAGAUGAAUCGGCACCGGGUGACAAGUGUACGAAAGUUGCUCGAAAAAAAACGAGCAACGAACUUCGUUUUUCAUCAAUACAAUUGGAUAAGCGCACAAAAUAAAUGAAAAUAUGUAAUGAACAAGAAGAAAAAAGAAAAACCCAAACCAGGCAGCGUGCCCACGCGACUUGCGGAUCUGAUUGCUGGUUUGGAAACGGACGGUAAGUUGGACUUGGAGAAGCAAGUUUUCAAGAAGGACUUCGAUAUGCAUUGGAAAAGCGUCGUGCUAUAAUUCAGAAUUGCAGCCACAAAAAUAUCAAAGGGAUUUUCGCAACGGGAUGAAAAGCUUCAUUUGCAAUGCGGAUUUGAUUAUAGUGAACUUACUUACAACACCGGAUACGUCUGUCCUGCAGUUGUAUUGCAAUUCACUUACUAUUGCGAGCGCGAGGCAAUUUUGCACAGAAUAUUUGAGAAGGACGGGGGGCAAUUGUCUUCGGUAAAGCAUGCCGCGGAGACCGCUAAGCAGAUCGCGGACCGCGUGGAGCUGAUGCUUUGGCAGCUGAAGGGCGGCAAAGCGCUGAAGCGCUUGGGGCUGGACGACUGCAGCACUGUUUUCGAGGAUUUCGAGCCAGAACUUUGUGACGACCACAACUACUACAGCGGUAAUAGCAGUUCCGAGGAUGAUGAGGUUCUCGUUGGACAAUCUGCGCGAAGAAACGGAUCGGAGAGGAACGCAGAUUGUAGUUCCGCUGGACGAGCUUUGCCGGUGAAGAACAAUCAUGCGGGUGCUGGUGACUCUCAGUCUCAGCAAGAAGGUGGUGUACUAGAACCACCUGCGAGUGCAUCAGCCGCCGCCUCGAGUACUACUAGACCGCAGAGUUUGAAAUCGUAACUUCUCGCAGAAUUGCUGUGUGGAAAGGUGGACGAUAUAUACGACGUUGGAAUUUCAAUUUCAAUUUCAUUCUGUCCGGAUUCUCUUCACGGAGUAGGACUUGUGGCUUUUUUGACAGGAUAAAUUACUUGCGUGAAGAACAAGCGUCGGUUAGUU